UCGAUCUGCUAAGACAGCAGAGUCAGAGAUGGCUAUCGCCCACGUCGCUACAGAGUAUGUGUUCAGUGAUUUCCUCCUGAAGGAACCGGGUCAGGGAAGGUACCCCGCCGUGCGCACUGAACUAGCCGUGGACAAGAUGGUGACUUGCGUAGCGGUGGGACUCCCUCUCCUCCUCAUCUCUCUAGCCUUCGCCCAGGAGGUCUCUGUGGGUGUUCAGAUCAGCUGUUUCCCUCCAGCUAACUUUUCCAGGCGCCAGGGCAUAUAUGUGGACUCCUACUGCUGGGCAGCCUUACACACUCGAACACUACAGUUAUGGCAACACAAGUUCUUCCCCUAUAUCCUGCUGUUGGUAGCAGUAAUUAUGUAUAGUCCAGCAGUUUUCUGGGGUUUCUCUGCCUCGCCUCUGCUUCAGUCAGACCUCGGCUUCAUCAUAGAAGAGCUCGACCGCUGCUACAACCGUGCUGUCACUCUGGCUAAACGCAUGGCCACUGCUGGGGAACACACAGACAGUGGUGCGUCCGACCCUACUGAGGGGUGUUUCAUGUACCCGGUGGUGGAGCAGUAUCUGCUGACCAAGAGGAGGAGUGUUGUGUUGUUGUGGCGCUACCUGCUGUGUCGAGGCCUCAACCUGCUCACCUUGCUUUUGGCCUGUGUCUACCUGGGCUACUACCUCUGCCUCGCAUCCCUCACUGACCAGUUCGGCUGUUCCCUACGCACCGGACUCCUGGCCAAUGACACCUCGAUCCCCGACCAAUUACAGUGCAAGCUGGUCGCCGUGGGCGUUUUCACUUUGCUAAGCUUUGUUAACCUGCUGGUGUACGCCAUGCUGGUUCCCGUGGUGAUAUACUCCACUCUGCGCCCUUUCUUCCAAUCACACACCCAUUUCCUGGAGUCCUACCAAUCACUGCCUACCACCGGUGUUCUGCCGCUACCCCAGGGGCAAUGGGAUGACCUGACACUCUACUUCCUUUUCCUGGAAGAAAACCUCAGCGAGCUCAAGUCCUACAAGUACAUGAAGGUGUUGGAGUUGCUAAGAAGGAGGGGGGUAUGUGAGGGCGAGGACUUUGAUGCCAUGGGACUGCUUCAGAUGCUGUGUCUGGUGAAGACUGAUGUCACAGACGGAAAGAGGAGCAACACAGCUACCUCCAAUGCUAGUGACAAUACCUCCAAUGAUAAUGCUGGCCUUAAUGCUAAAGCUAAUGACAACCCUAUUGCUAAAGCUAGCCAUAUUGCUAAUGCUAACCCUGCCGCUGGGGAGGCCAGCAGCAAGGCCCAAGUCCCCAGUCCAGCAGCAAGGCCAAAGUCCCCAGUCCAGCUUCUCCAGACCCAGGCUGAUGCCAGACCAGUGCCACUGAGAUGACAGGCAACAGUGGAAUGGAAGGCGGAGUGACGAGGGGGCGGUCCGACAGUGAAUGAGCUGAUCGUUGCCAUGAAGGAACAGCCCCAGUGGGUUGAGGGACACUAGGAACCAGAGCGGUUCUAAGACCCAGACACUCAACAAGCCAUUAUCUAAACAACUCAGACUAAGGAUUAGAAGAGAUGUCAAUGGGACACUUAACUAACGCCAGUGGUACUAGCAAACACUGUCAUGAAGUCGCUUUGAUGUCAUCGGGGAUUUGAAUUGGACACGCAGUUUCUGGGUAUUUUCCUAUAUGUAAAGCCAUACUGCCCAAGGUGUAUUUGUGUGUGGUGGUGGCGGCAUACUGUAUGCAGAAGGGUCUAACUAUGGUACCACUGAGGAUUUCCUACACAGGACAACUUGAUACAGCUGUUGAUAACAAAAAAAAGCCAGAAUAUUAUCAAUGUAUUAUGCAAUUACAUGAAGAAAUCGUAGCUAUAUUCAAUACAAUUCACAAGUUGAUAUAAAACCUACAGUUGAAGUCAAAGUUUACAUACACUUAGGUUGGAAUCGUUUUCAACUUUAAAUGAUUCUGAUGGGCUAUUUGACAUCAUUUGAGUCAAUUGGAGGUGUACCUGUGGAUGUAUUUCAUGGCCCACCUUCAAACGCAGUGCCUCUUUGCUUGACAUCAUGGUAUAUCAAAAGAUAUCAACCAAAGAAUUGUAGUCCUCCACCAGUCUGGUUCAUGCUUGGGAGCAAUUUCCAAACACCUGAAGGUACCACGUUCAUCUGUACAAACAAUAGCACGAAAGUAAGGAAAGGAAGAAGACACGUUCUGUCUCCUAGAGAUGAACGUACUUUGGUGCGAA
Oncorhynchus mykiss (rainbow trout) is the source of this 2208-nucleotide messenger RNA. Its product is annotated as pannexin-1. The record is from RefSeq and is a predicted model, not a curated record. Lineage: Eukaryota; Metazoa; Chordata; Actinopteri; Salmoniformes; Salmonidae. Gene Ontology annotation, biological process: positive regulation of interleukin-1 production; monoatomic cation transport; cell-cell signaling. Gene Ontology annotation, cellular component: plasma membrane. Gene Ontology annotation, molecular function: wide pore channel activity.